Molecule: messenger RNA, 2001 nt
Organism: Solenopsis invicta (red fire ant)
Lineage: Eukaryota; Metazoa; Arthropoda; Insecta; Hymenoptera; Formicidae
Gene: Osi2
Exons: 5
Coding region: 1042-2001 (319 amino acids)
Source: RefSeq, a predicted model, not a curated record
UUUAAUGACAAAUAUUAAAAUUAUUAAAAUAAAAUAUUAAAAUUAUUGCAUAUUUAAUUUAUAUUUAUUUAUUUAUUGAAUACUAUUUUGUAUACAAGAUUUAAUUUUGCGAUUGAUAAUAAUUCUGGAUAUUUAUUUAUUUAUGUGACGUGAGGAUGAAGAUACUAUUAUAAUUUAUGCAAUCUGAGCGAGAAACGUGUUGCGCAGAGCGCAUGUAUGUUUAGGGUGAUUGUAAUUUUAUUAAAAAAGUGCGAUUAUUCUGUUAAUUGCAUGAUAUAUUUUUAAAUUGAUUGUACAGAGUACGUCAGUAAAAGAUUUUAUGACGUCACGCGGGUUUCUCCCAAGUAAGGCAGCGCAAUGAGUCAGCGUACGACAUAAGCAUUUAUGUAAUCAAAAUCCUGUUGAAAACAUAAAACAAUAAGAACAAGAAAAGAAGUUCAUUUUUUAAUUAAAAAUAUGAAUUACGUUACUCUCAUUGUGAUAAAUCAAAUAUUUUAUAACGGAUGAAAUUAUAAAAGACUGCCUGUCAUAGAAAAAAUAAAUGUUAUCUCGUAUAUAUAAGAAAGUGAUUUAUGGCUUAAGAAUCAUCUUACGGUGCGAAAAAACAGAGAUUGGUGACUAAAGAAUCGUGUCCCCUAAUAUGGCUAUGACGCACGUUGGUUUAUAUAAGAUGGAAAUGAAAGUUCAGUGACUUCCUCCCUCCGCGAUGCACCUUCCGUUUCCAUUUCUCAAGUCUACCUAGUUCCUGUUCUUAUUCCGGGCACCACUUUCACUCUCAAUUUUUCCAAAUCUUCUCGUUCGUUGUUCUGGGAAUGACUUACGGAUUCUAUCCCCUCUCUGAACUCGGUAAUACAUUCAUAUAAAUACAAAGAUGGUGUGUCAAAGCGUGUCAUUUAACUUUCGGUUGAAACGGUGUCCAGUACGUAUUGUGAAAAAUUCAUAGUCCAUUGGUAUUCAUUGAUUGCCAAACGUCUAAUUUAUAUAAUUCUUCCUUUUUACUCUGGUUCUCAAUUAGUAAGGUGGUGUAAAGAAAAGAGCAGAAUGCAACUGCAGCGGUUGUUGGUAAUUCCAGGAAUUCUUUUGGUAUUGUCUUUGUUGGCAUGCUGUCAGUCUGCUGGGAAAAUUACGUUUCAGGAUUCUGAUACUGAACAUCAGAUAGAUACACAAGAAAAUCUCAAAAAACCGUCAUCGCAACAGAGAGGGUUUAAUCCUGUUCAACAUGUAGAAGAUUUAUUCAAUUAUAUUGGUCUUGGAACUGGGCGAAAUAUUGAUCCGUACUUGGCAAAGGUUAAUGAACGUUGUUUAACUGGUGAUUUAGCGGAAUGUUUCAAAUCACGAGCAUUAAAUUAUUUUUCGGAUUUUUUCGAUCAUGCCGAAUAUUCCUUAAACGAUAAUAUUCGAAUUAAGCGAAUGUCUGAACAAGUAGUAACGGAAGUACAUCGUCAGCCGUACGAAUAUUCCAACGAGCCUAGAUCCGGAGAAACAGAAUGGGAUGAAAUGGUUAAUUUUAUGAAAAGGAAGAUGGAAAGAUUUGUUAAAACAAUGUCUUUUGAAUUGACCAUUCCUGAGGAAGAGAAUGAUCUUAAUGAUGCGUAUAAACCAAGAUUUUUAAAUGAAAUCGCUGAUGAAAUCGAUACACUUGAAGACAAGAAGGAUACACUAUUCUCUCGUCAUCGACUCAGGAAAUUUCUUAUACCGUUCUUGCUUAUUGUAAAACUUUUCAAGGUGAAGCUAUUACUAUUAUUGCCUUUGAUUUUGGGAUUAGCUUCAUUCAAAAAAUUCCUUGGACUAUUGGUGAUCCUCAUACCUGGUAUAAUAGGUUUUUUGAAGUUUUACAAACCGUAUCCAAAUUAUUAUCCUCCAGUGUACACUAAAAACGGAGUCGCUCAAUCUCCUUACGAUUCAUAUUCGAACUUUGAUUAUCAUGGAGAUCAAUAUGGAAAUAUAAAUUCCUAUGGUCAAGAUUUGGCAUACCGUGGAUACCAGCAUUAUAAAUCCUAA